AUGGCGUCGUCUGCGGCUGCCACUCCCGAUACCCCGAUCACGCUGAAGAUCAGCUUCGCGGGUGUUACACGCCGGUACAAGCUGCCUCUGCGUGAGCUUGUCGCCACGACCCUUGAGCACAAGCUGCGAGGAUUCCUCCACAUUCAGGAAGACACGCAGAUCUUGAUUGAGCGCUACUCGGAUUCUGCUGCUACCUAUGUUGUCCUCGAUUCGACAAACCCGGCCGUUUACAAGCAGCUCUUCCGGGCGGCUAAAGCAAAGCAGAAGCUCAAGCUCAGAGUACUUGCCAUGACCGACAGCAACCCUUCCGCUAGUCCAAAGCCUGUCACUGUGGAGGAUGAAGCCGAAUCAUCUGAACAGAAGGAGGAACUUCUUGCAUCAUCAAAGGAGGAGACGCCUGCCUCGAUAACCACCUCUGCAAUCGUCAGCGUGGUAUCCCAAUCGCAGACGCCAGGCAAUGAGGAUAAGCGGGCUCGUAGCAUGACAUCGUCAUCUUUGGACAAGUUCCUUCCCGUCGACAUCCUUGAGCAAAAGAGCGACCCAGUCUCGAUCCAAGCUCCGAUUCUGGACGUCCCGGCUACAGAGACUUCUAAGUGCCCAUGCCCGCCCUUCUCGUCCAGCCUUCUCCGCCGCCCUUUCACUGUCUGCUGCAACAGCUGUGACCGAGUAGUGCCUGACGCACAUUUCCACUGCUCCACGUGCGACGAUGGCGACUUCGAUCUCUGCCAGGAUUGUGUGAACCAGGGCAUCUCGUGCUACAAUGAUCAGCACUGGCUCAUCAAGCGCACUAUUAUGGACGAUCAAAUCACUUACAGUACCACUCAUGUCGCCCCAAAGACCAAGCCCAUCACCUCGUCAAACAAGCCAUUGUUCACUCCUGUAGCCCCGCCUCAGGCUCCAUUCCCAGUCUCUCUACCGAUCCGCCCUCUCGAGCCUGUGUCGGACGCUCUCCCGUCUCUGCAGCCCAAGGCAGAACGUAGCUCAAACUUUGUUCCUCUCUACACGGCCCGCACUUGCAACAGCUGUGUGCAAGAGUUCCCCGAGAAAGAGUUCCUCCACUGCCUGAUCUGCGAGGACUUUGAUCUUUGCAAGAGCUGCUUCACCAGGGACCAGCAUGGUCACCAUCCCAAGCAUGCCUUUACCGCUGCUGUCAAGGGUACCUCAUUCGAUGCUUCGAUUACAGCACGUCUCAAUGCCGGUCGCAAUGCCCGCCACAAUGCCAUAUGUGACGGCUGCAACCACUAUAUUCGUGGUGUUCGCCACAAGUGCUUGGACUGCCCUGAUUGGGACUACUGCUCGGAUUGCGCGCAAAAUGCCGGUUUCGUUCAUCCCAACCACCGCUUCGCUCCGAUCUAUGAGCCCCUUCCCGAACCUCACCGCGUGACAAGCCAAUGGGUUCAUAAUGGAAUCUGCUGCGACGGUCCUCUGUGCACCUCUUCGCAGUCUGGCUCUACUUAUAUCGUUGGCGUUCGCUACAAGUGUGCCGUCUGUCACGACACGGACUUCUGUGCCAGUUGCGAGGCAAGCCCGGCCAACACUCACAACAAGACACACCCCCUCAUCAAGUUCAAGACCCCUGUCAGGCAUGUUAAUGUUACAACCACAGGUGAACAUCAAGAUGGCAAGCGCCUUCCAGUGAUGGGAGACCGAAAUGUCUCUAUCCCCAGACGCACCAGUAACCGCUCUACCGAAACCGUCCCUUCGCCAAGUGAGAAGAAUAUCGCUGUGAACCCUGUUCAGACUGUGGUUGAUGUCAAGCCUACUGAGGCUCAAAAGGAGGUGAUCAAGACGGAGGUUACUGAGAAGGAACCCGUCAAGGUCGAGGAAGCUCCUGUUGCAGAGAAGCAGCAGUCUCCUGAAGCUCCCGAGCCUGAUCUGAUUGCAGUCUUCAGACACGACACAAUCGAGGAUGGUACCAUCAUGCCUCCGAAUCACACGUUUGAGCAAACGUGGGUUUUGCGUAACGAGGGCAAGGUCGCCUGGCCGGCAGGAUGCUCCGUCAAGUUUGUCGGCGGUGAUUACAUGGGUGCCAUUGACCCUACCCGUCCUACUGGGGUCCGCGAGUUGAUUUCGGCAUCCGAGUCCACUGUCUGCUACAACCAGCUUCAGCCUGGCCAGGAGUUCCCCUUCACAGUCCUGAUGCGCACCCCCGAGCGCGAUGGAAAGGUCAUUUCCUAUUGGCGACUCACCACCCGUGAUGGAGUUAAAUAUGGACACAAGCUUUGGUGCGAUGUGACCGUCCAGACUCCACAGGAUGCUCCCCAAGAAAUCAAGGAGGAGCCCAAGGAAGAGGAAUCUCUCCUCGAUGCCAAAGUACCUGAGAUGACCAAGAGCCAAAUGAUCCUUCCGAAGCUUGACCACGAGUCCCCUGACUCGAGUGUCCUUGUUCCAAAGGCCGAGAGCGAAUUGGAUGUCGUGACUGAAUCCGAUACAGCAACUCACGGCGACGAGUUUGACGAGUAUGUUCACGACCUCCAGGAUGAGGAGUGGGUUGAGGAGUCGGAAGAUGGAUAUAUGACCGAUGAGGAGUAUGAGAUUCUUGAUGCCUCUGAUGAGGAAUACCUCUAUGAGCAGCAAAGGGCCUCCAGGAAGUGA
This is a messenger RNA of Pestalotiopsis fici W106-1, 2595 nucleotides long. RefSeq lists its product as uncharacterized. Bases 1 to 2595 code for a protein of 864 amino acids. The record is from RefSeq and is a predicted model, not a curated record. Lineage: Eukaryota; Fungi; Ascomycota; Sordariomycetes; Amphisphaeriales; Sporocadaceae. Gene Ontology annotation, molecular function: zinc ion binding. The transcript has 2 exons.